AUGGCGCUGGGGAAGAAGAUUGAAGUGGCCAAGAUCUGCGCGCAGUGCGAGAUGGAGCACAGCGCCGACGGCCUCAUGGACCAGAUGUGCUCCAGCGACUUCGUGGUCAAAAUGCGCAUCAAAGAGAUCAAGGUGGAGCACGGGGACAGGAAGCUGAUCGGGUCCCAAAAGAAGAAGAAGCUGCUCAAGCCAGGGCCCCUGAAGCGCAAGGACACCAAGCGGCUGGUGCUGCACAUGAAGAAGGGUGCGGGCUGCCCCUGCCCGCAGCUGGACAGCCUGGCCGGCAGCUUCCUGGUCCUGGGCCGCAAGGUGGACGGACAGCUGCUGCUCAUGGCCGUCUAUCGCUGGGACAAGAAGAACAAGGAGAUGAAGUUUGCGGUCAAGUUCAUGUUCUCCUACCCCUGCUCCCUCUACUACCCCUUCUUCUACGGGGCUGACCCCCACUGACGGGCACUCCUGCCCACCGUCCCCUCCGAAGCCAGCCGUGCCUUGCCCUCUGCCUGCUCCCCCCUGCCCAGGACAUGCUUGCCUUCCUCCCUGCCUGGCCUCACCCACUCCCAGGCUGCCCCACAGGCCCUAAGGUGUGGGCGUGGGGCCCAAGACUGCUCCCUGACCUGAGUAUCCCAGGCACUUUGGGCAUCUUUUCUUAGGAGCACAACUUCCACACUUCGGGUGUGUGUGGGGGGGGGGUGUGGAGGAGGGGGGUCCUAAGCCUGGGGUCCCAGAAAGCAGACUGAAGAGAGUGAGAAGAGGCGUGGCCCCAGCAGCAUGAGGAGGUUCCCAAAGAAGAUGGGCAUGGGCUCACCUCUGAUGGGGGCGGGACCUCACCUUGUCAUGGGGCCUUGAGGGGGGGAGGCGGUUCUUACUAGGCAGAGCUACUUGGGCGGUUACCCUCUGCCACUUCACGUGCCUUCAUAGGCGCCCCCCACUCCCCAAGGCAAGGUGUUUGUCACAGAAGCCCCCAGCCAGCUAGCCCCUGAAGCCUUCUCCAUCUUUGCCCCUCUGUUAGUUUCCCCAGGCCAAGUCCCUGGGGCCCAAGAAGGGCGACUCCAAGCAGACUCCUGCCAGGGUCCCAUCACAGCCUUGGCCAGCCCCGCCCCCUCCCCCCAUGGCUCCCUGAUGGUGAAUAAGUUAUUGUGACUGCUGAAGCCGCAGAACUGACUAGACACCCGAGACUGUGGGGCUCGGGUUCUGUCUUCUUGUUUUUUGUUUUUCCAAGUUUUUCAUUAAAUCAAAGAAACCAA
Echinops telfairi (small Madagascar hedgehog) is the source of this 1244-nucleotide messenger RNA. RefSeq names its product secreted frizzled related protein 5 (gene SFRP5). The transcript is spliced from 3 exons. The record is from RefSeq and is a predicted model, not a curated record. Gene Ontology annotation, molecular function: protein binding. Bases 1 to 447 code for a protein of 148 amino acids. Lineage: Eukaryota; Metazoa; Chordata; Mammalia; Afrosoricida; Tenrecidae.